Ceratina calcarata is the source of this 1571-nucleotide messenger RNA. RefSeq lists its product as uncharacterized. Lineage: Eukaryota; Metazoa; Arthropoda; Insecta; Hymenoptera; Apidae. The record is from RefSeq and is a predicted model, not a curated record. Gene Ontology annotation, cellular component: nucleus; cytoplasm. Bases 908 to 1507 code for a protein of 199 amino acids. The transcript has 5 exons.
UCUUCUCAUUUUCACCAGUAAACAUAUUUAUAAAUAUCUGUUACGUCUUAUGGACUCGCGUGUUCACGGAGAUCAAUAUUAACUGAACAUAAUGCAAAAGAAUCUAUGAUAGAACAAACAUCUUUAACUUUGUUGCUGUUCUCCUUGACCGAAAAAAACAUUUGUUCGAUUACGUGGCUGUAAGCUUCUCGUUCUAUAGAAAGGAUAUUAAUACUUAAACAGUAACUAGUCAAGGAAGAAGAUGAAAAGCCUUGUAUAUAAAAAUAAUGGAAAACGUCUUUAGUUCUUUUCGUUUAAAAGUCGUAUAAGUUCUCUUGACCGGACGUUAAAUUUCACAGCUAUUUUGCACUUCUGUUUCGAUGCAAAUUUUGCCUCUCCUGAGAAUUGGAGAACUGAAAGCUUCUUAAAUGAAGUCCCAACUCGUUAUUAUCAAUAACGCAGGUAAUUGAUGUGAAGUAUUCUUCACAUAAAUAGUAAAAGUCAAUAGUCAACGAUCAUUCUAUGUUGCAAAGCACCAGUUCUUGUCCGUAGAAAAAGUCAAUACUGCCAAUGUACUCGCUCCGAUAUUACUAUAAAGUCUACAGAAGCACUCCAUAUUACCCUUUCAUCUUUGUAAUUCAUAUUGUGUACUUUAUACCUGUGAAACUGCUCUCGAAAAUAAAGUUUCUAAAGAUAUUGGAAUAACGUGAUGAAAGAAACAGUAUGAAUACUCUUCGUGUUUCAUUUUUUAAUUAUUAAAAGAGAGCCGUUUUUGUCAUACUGAGAUUAUUUGUCUGACAAUAACUUAAAUCAAUGAUUUCUCUUUGAAAUCUUAUUUUACUUUGUAUUUAAGCAAACCAGCGCACUCUGCUUUGUACAAACAGAACACGAUUUAUACGUGUGGUUCAAGAGUUAACCUACAAGCACGAUGGCAAAAGAGCUGCAUAAAUGUUUGAUUAAUUACUUCUCGCAAUUAGAGAAAGUAGAUUGCAAAUGGAAGGAACUGGCCAAGGAAGCUGAUCGACCUCUACAAGCUUUGAAGAAUCAAUCGGAACAACUCCGCCUCGUCAUAAGCGAGGGGGUCACUGAUGCAGAGCUCUGUAAAAUCGACGAAGUGUACGAGAGAUUGAUUUUUAAAAUUCUUAUGGGGAUCGACAGCGAACUCGGUCUACUUCUAAACAUUUUAACGCUUUUCAAUAAUAUAAAUCAAGAUUUAAGAAAUCGUUUAAUAAACUUGGAGGACGCUCGGAGCAAUGUCUCAUUAGACGACGAAACAGUGAGGGAAUUAAUCAAUGGCACGCCUGAAAGACCGCGAUUAAACUUGCUUUUAGAAUGGGCAAUCGACGCCUUCACUCACUACCAUGGACUAUACCUCGCGAUCAACGAGAACAUAAAGAAGUUUAAUUACAAAGACGCGGAAACGAUAGAAAAUUUAAUCAAGUCGUUCGUCGAGGAUCGGUUUAAAAGAGACCGGAUCGAUCGUAUACUCGCCUUCACACAAUUCUUAAAAAAAGAAACUGUGCAUUAAGAAAUUUCCCUCGUCGAAUCUUUAUAAGUUAUGUAAUUAAAACAAAUAAAAAUAUUUUAUGUUA